AUGAUCGCAGACGACGAGUACUCUUCAACCUCAAGGGCACAGAGGAUCAACAGGCUGAUAAACCCCACCCACUAUGAUCCAGCAUUCAAAUUUGGCACGAUCCCAUUUGGCAGCACAGAAGAAAACAUAAAGGCCAAUCAACCGUAUAUGUACAGAUAUAUGCAGCAGUAUAACACAGACACUCUCGCCGCCGGAGUGAAGCAGGUGAAGGAAGGGAAACUUCACGCGUUCGUGUAUGAUGCGAUGGCACUGCAGUACCUUGUGGGGCAGGACAACGACUGCAGGCUGCUGCAGGUCGGGAGCUGGUUCGCGAUGACAGGGUAUGGUAUAGCCUUCCCGAAGAACUCCAAGUUCAUAAAGAAGAUCAACAGACAAGUGCUCGCCUACAGGGAGUCAGGCAUGCUGGAGCGGUUACAGCGGUUCUGGUUCAUGGGCGACUGUAAAAGGCAGGACCAGGAGAAGGAGGUGUCCACCGAGAAUUUCCACUAA
Messenger RNA from Priapulus caudatus, 489 nucleotides. RefSeq names its product glutamate receptor ionotropic, NMDA 2A-like. NCBI's taxonomy places the organism in Eukaryota, Metazoa, Priapulida, Priapulimorpha, Priapulimorphida, Priapulidae. The record is from RefSeq and is a predicted model, not a curated record. The coding region runs from base 1 to 489 and encodes 162 amino acids. Gene Ontology annotation, molecular function: NMDA glutamate receptor activity; transmitter-gated monoatomic ion channel activity involved in regulation of postsynaptic membrane potential. Gene Ontology annotation, biological process: synaptic transmission, glutamatergic; modulation of chemical synaptic transmission. Gene Ontology annotation, cellular component: plasma membrane; postsynaptic membrane. The transcript is spliced from 5 exons.